This is a messenger RNA of Drosophila innubila, 2158 nucleotides long. Its product is annotated as T-box transcription factor TBX6. Gene Ontology annotation, cellular component: nucleus. Gene Ontology annotation, molecular function: RNA polymerase II cis-regulatory region sequence-specific DNA binding; DNA-binding transcription factor activity, RNA polymerase II-specific. Lineage: Eukaryota; Metazoa; Arthropoda; Insecta; Diptera; Drosophilidae. Bases 597 to 2021 code for a protein of 474 amino acids. Gene Ontology annotation, biological process: regulation of transcription by RNA polymerase II; positive regulation of DNA-templated transcription; cell fate specification. The transcript is spliced from 5 exons. The record is from RefSeq and is a predicted model, not a curated record.
AUGUGCGCUUAGAGCGCUCAACCAAUCAGCGAGCAGCUGAGGGCAACCUGCAAGAGGAAAUAAAAGAGCGAGCGAGAGAGUGAGAGAGAGUUGCCAGAGAUCUUGCAGGUAAUGUCGAUCAAUGGCUCGAACUCGUCAAGCUCGUUCCGAGCGACGGCAGCGACAUUUUGUGUGCAACUUACUCAGUUGAAAUGCGAACUUGGCGAGCGCAAGACGCGAGCGUCGGUGUUUCUCCAUAUCAUAUAUAGAAAAAACCCAAAUAAACCCAAACAAAUCCAAUUUCAAAUACUCAACAAGUUGUUGUUAUUGUCAUAAUCGAAUUAACACCCACACACAAACACGCACAUGAGACAUUUGCCAUAAUAACGCCACUUUGCUUUUUGGUAGCUGUGAUUUGCAUAAUUAACGCUAAUCGAAUUCGCCUCGUGCCUUCACAAAAGAGCUGAAAACUCAUGCUGUCAGCUUUCGCUAUUGUGUUCAGUUGUUGUUGUUGUUUUUGUUCUACUCGUUAUUGUUAUUGUCUGUGAUUGAAUUGUGCCAAAAGUUAAACAAUUUACUAAAGUGUGAAAUAUACAAAUACCUACAACAUAUAAAUCAUGAUCACCAUGAACGAACUUGUCGAUCUGCGCAUGCAACAACACAUCGCGCACGAGAUCUAUCGUCAGCAGAUAAUGCAACGCAUACCGGAUCCCUUUCCACCGAUGUUGCCCAUACCGAUGCCGCGGCACGUGAUAAUGCCACCGCGUGUCUCGUUGCCCGGCGUGGAGAUGACGCUGCAGAACGAUGAGCUGUGGAAGCAAUUCCAUCAGAUUGGCACGGAAAUGAUCAUCACAAAAAGCGGCAGACGCAUGUUUCCCUCAAUGCGCCUGAGUGUUUCAGGCCUGGAGGAUGAGACCAACUAUUGUGUGCUGCUCGAGAUGGUGCCCAUUGGCGAUUGUCGCUACAAGUUCUCCGGCUCCCAAUGGGUGCCAGCUGGCGGUGCCGAACCGCAGAGUCCACAGCGCAUGUAUCUGCAUCCGGACAGUCCGGCAACUGGCGCACAUUGGCAGGCACAGCCCAUACUCUUCAACAAGGUGAAGUUGACGAACAACACGCUGGACAACAGCGGACAUAUCGUUUUGGCCAGCAUGCACAAGUAUCAGCCACGUUUGCAUGUCAUACGCACCGCUGACCUGGCGCAAAUACCUUGGGCGCCCCAACAGGCCUUUGUGUUUGCCGAGACGGAAUUUGUGGCUGUGACAGCAUACCAGAAUGAUCGCAUCACGAAGCUGAAGAUCGACAACAAUCCAUUUGCCAAGGGCUUCCGCGAAACUGGACAAUCGCGCUGCAAACGCAAAAUGUCUUCAUCGCCAACCGAUGAUGAUCAAGAUUUGGCCCAGACGCAUUCACAAUCCUCUGGCUCGCUUGACAUGUCGCCAGGCAAAUCCACAACGACAGCAGCAUCGGCAUCGGGAUCAGCAGCAGCAACAGCAGAGGGAGCAACAACAUUGAACAACAGCGAACAGGAUGGUCCGCAAAUUAAGCGACUGAGAUCAAAUGGAUCCGCCUGUUCGUUAUCAUCCUCGCUCGAUGGCGCUGAGGCUGUUGCGAUGCCUGGCGCCAGCUCCAUUGGCUCGCCCCGCGGCGCCGCCACCUUCAUGCAACAUUUCCAACAGAACAUGCAGUCGCUGUUGCGACCCUCGCUGGUCGAUCUCGCCUGCACAUACUUUGGCCGGCCACCACAUGAGUACAAUGGCACAACGACGUCGGCUACACAUUUGUAUCCGCCAGCGUCCAUUUUGCAAGCUGCUUUGCCACAACUUCCGGCGCUCGCGUUGCCACACAACAUUUCCGUUCAGCAGACAGACGAGUCGACAAGCGAUGAACUGGAGCUAGAUGUGGGCAGCGAGACAACAACAACAACAACAGCUACAGAGACAGCAACAAGCACAACACAUUCACCACCGCAUCAACCAACGCCUGAGGCACCCACCAAACGCAAAGGUUUCAGCAUCUCUGCGAUUCUCGGCGGUGGCAGCUAGUUGCACAUUUUAUGUUUUAGAAUCUACAGUAUAUGCCUUUGAUAUUAUUAGAAAAGUGUACAAAUAAAAGUUUACUUUGGCCUGAUUAACUCUUAAGAUUGCAUUAAGUUUGCACAAUAAAAGUAGCUAUAAAACAA